AUGGAUAUCCGUGGUAGGAAAAUGAAGAAACCGCCUGCGUGUGUGCAGUGUCGUAGGCGGAAGAUUGGAUGUGAUCGAGUAAAGCCGAUCUGUGGGAACUGCUUGAAGAAUGGUAAGACGGAUUGUUUCUUCCCGGACGUUCCCGGACAGUACGUGUCGUCUAACUCUUCGCAGAGCUCAGCUAAGUAUGAUCACGUGCGCGAGAGCGGUGCUGAGUUGCACCAUAAUCCCGAGCUGGCUUCGAUGGAGCAGAUACGGGAGUAUAACACUCGGUUGCAGCUGCUGAACGCGCAACAGCACCGGGCUUCGCCCGGCGCUGUGGAGACGGCGCAGUUUAUCCCGAGGACGGUGCCCAGUUUUGAGAACAAGCCCGUGAGCUCGGCGAACGGGUCGGCGCUGCACUUGAAUUGGGUGCAGGGCCCUGCGAUCUUCGAUAUCAUGACUUCGCCGUACACACAGGAGGAGGUGCUGUUGAAAGAGAUGGAGUUUUUGAAGUCCAGACUGCUGGAGUUGCAGGAGAUCACGGGGAACAAGAUUGGCAUGGAGCUGUGGAAGGCCGGGGAACUGCUCUCUAAUGGGAACUCGGGCGGCAGGGGCGACGGCGGACGUAGCGGGAGCGGUAAGGACGCAAACGACAUCGCGAUCCCGGAGCUCAAGCGGCUGCAGAUGUCGUUGAAAGGGGACGGAAUGAGUAUUAAUGAGUUUAGAGAUUUGGACCCUGAGUUUCUGGAGUCCAAACAGGUUUUCGACGUCCUGGCCGUCAGUAACCCAGAUAACUUGACGGAACUGAACCCGUUAUCGGAUGCGCCUAAUUGCAUAUUCAGCGUACGAUUCCUCACAAUACGUGACGAGUAUCUGGCGCAGUUUUAUAGGAAGAUCAACGAGGUCGUCAGCACCCAUUUCAACGAUCAGCUGGCGAACUGGAGACAGCAAAAAUCAAAAGGGCCUGCAACCUUCAAGAACGACCAGGCCAUAAGGUUCCCUCCUAGAGGAGUCACACAGGAAAUUAUUACUAAAUACCUGGCUACGGUGGCAGAUACCAACUCGUUGAUUCCUAUUCUCAAACCAAGAGAACUGAUGACCGCAGUGGAGCAGCUGUUCGGCCGCGAGCCCAUCUUUUCACCGAAUAAGUUAGAUCUGCCGCAGAUAGCCACAUUGGGCCAAAUUACCGUUUGCUUGUUGCUCACUUACGAAACACUGUCGUCAUCGGUGCUCAUUCCGCUGAAGGAUGAACAACUGGCGCUUUUCCAUCAGUUGAGAGAUUGGGUACCAAGUUUUAGGACCAAUCUGCAUCUCAUAAAAUCAGAGAUCGAUAGAAGGGACAACAACUCAUACACGGUUACCGUGCUGAAUUUCAUCGCAUUAUGGAAAUAUUAUCAAUCAAUAUCUGACACUUGCGAUAAUGAUUCUAUCGAUGGCGACGAAGAUGUUCACUUGGCACGUCAACUGUCGCUUAACCAUGAAACCAAAAACCAACUGCAUAUGUUACUCUGGAACUUCAUCUUUAAGAACUAUUGUUGGAGACAUUUAUUCAGGGGUGAAGUACCCUCAAUGGUGGUAGGAUCAGAGCUAAACUCAGCAACUGUGAUCGAUCCCUUAUUGAAUAUCGACUAUGCCCUGCUGAAUUUCCAGAUAGAUAUGCUGAAAUACCUGCAGACAAGGGAUUCCAUGCUUUCUUUGAAGAAAGUACUGGGGCUAAGAGAUCUUUUCAAAGUAAAAUUGCAUGAGCAGAAUAAGAAAUGCUACACAACAGCAGCAAUCGUCAACAGCGUGGUGGACUCUCUAAUAUAUCGUAAUGCGAUGUUGUACUUGAAUUAUUUUCUGCUGAUGCAAUACGAAAGAUUCAAGGAUGCCAGUGAUUUUGUAGAUUACUACAAAGACUUUUUACAAUUGGUUCAAGAAACGCUGUUCUUUGUAUUCUCCUGUUUGGCAAAUCUGAAAUUUGCUGGUUAUGAGUUUAUCUUUGCUAAAAAGUCCUUCCUCACCUUGGAAAGUAUAUGCCACAUGAUACUUGGGUUGUAUCAAAGAUCCUACAUUCGUUCAACAAAAGUGAGCGCGAGCGCGAUGGCAGACGACAGCACAAGGCCUGACGCUCAACAGUCCGAGACACUGACACUACUAUUGAACAAAGUGCUCAUGCUGCUACAAGAUUAUGCAAGGAAUCGUAAGGUCGCCAGCCCGUUGAUCUUCAAGCUUGUCUGCAAAUUGAGAACCACACUUGAGUACAUCGCACUGUGCGAAAGCGGUACGAUGACCACUUUAAAUCACGUAGCAGGAAAGGCACCAGUUCUUUAUGGUGUACCUAACGCUUUCGAGCUGAUAGACGAACCAAACUUAUCCAAGGUUACUGCAAAACUACGCGCAAUAUCAGAAUCACUGAUAAAAUCAGACUUCUAUAGUCAAAGGAAACCAUACGAACCUACAAAUCCACAGACACUGGGCUUGACACCAGAAAAUUUCACGGACAUAUUCAACUCAUUCUACUGUUAG
This is a messenger RNA of Torulaspora globosa, 2490 nucleotides long. RefSeq names its product Rsc3p (gene RSC3). Bases 1 to 2490 code for a protein of 829 amino acids. Gene Ontology annotation, molecular function: zinc ion binding; DNA-binding transcription factor activity, RNA polymerase II-specific. Gene Ontology annotation, biological process: positive regulation of transcription by RNA polymerase II. The transcript has a single exon. Gene Ontology annotation, cellular component: nucleus. The record is from RefSeq and is a predicted model, not a curated record. NCBI's taxonomy places the organism in Eukaryota, Fungi, Ascomycota, Saccharomycetes, Saccharomycetales, Saccharomycetaceae.